Molecule: messenger RNA, 900 nt
Organism: Pristis pectinata (smalltooth sawfish)
Lineage: Eukaryota; Metazoa; Chordata; Chondrichthyes; Rhinopristiformes; Pristidae
Product: leucine-rich repeat-containing protein 30-like
Exons: 1
Coding region: 1-900 (299 amino acids)
Molecular function (GO): protein binding
Source: RefSeq, a predicted model, not a curated record
AUGGGAGUUUGUGUGUCAAGGAACACUUCCAAAGAAGAGCUAAGGAAAUCAAUAAAGAGGAAAGGGGUAAUAACUUCAGAAGAAGAGAAGGCACUGUUGAUUGCUGAACUGAGGAACCAACUGAAGACUGUUUAUGGCCAAAACUCUCUGUUGUUAGCAAUGAUGGAAAUGACAGAAAUCCCAAAUAUUAUUUGGCAGGUAACUGAAGUAGAGAAACUAAACAUGUCACAUAAUUUCCUCCUCAGCAUUAGCCCUGGCAUUGAGAAACUUCAGAAUUUAGUCAUACUGAAUUUAUUGGGGAAUCAGUUGGCUGCUCUGCCAAAGGAAAUUGGAAUGUUGAAGAAGCUGAAGGUUUUAUUUGCUGACUGGAAUUGCCUCAAGGAAGUCCCAUCUGAACUGGGUCACUGUAAGAGGUUGCAAGUGCUCAGCCUCUCCCACAACAUGAUCUCCUCUCUCCCUGAGAACUUGGAAGAGCUGAAGAAACUGGAAAAGCUCAACUUAAGCAACAAUCGUUUUGUCCAAUUACCCAUGUGCAUUUACAGGAUGAGAAGGUUAACUUUCCUGCACAUAGGCUGCAACAGGAUCGAGAGCAUUUCCGAAAGCGUUGGACAGCUGGAAAGCAUGAGGAUAUUUAUCGCUGAACGAAACAGGCUUCGAUUCCUGCCCAAGUCCAUCUGUUUGAUGCAGCCCCUUAAACUGCUCAACGUGAACUAUAAUGACAUUGAGAAUCUUCCCACAAAUCUUCCCAUGUUGACAGAGUUAGAAAGGAUUGCCUGCCAUUCACUGGACACAGGGCUUCAUGUCAAAUGCAACCCAUUAGCUAAACCACUGCCGGAUCUUGUAGAAGAGGGGCUUGAAUCUCUCUUUGAAUAUUUAAAACCCAAACGAGACAACGACUGA